UUUUCAGGCUCAAGCCCUGAGUGCGGCGUGCCGGACAUGACAGUCAUCAGCAAUAUCGACGAAAUUGGUAUCAAUCGAAAUCUUCAAGUUCGGUAUAGUAGGGACCAGAUAUACACUUACACGGGAUCCAUACUGGUGGCCGUGAAUCCUUACAAAGAGGUGGACUUCUAUACGAAUGAGUAUGUGAAUCGAUACCAUGGCCAGAAGAUGGGCGCCUUGGAGCCACACGUGUUCGCCCUGGCGGAGGCGGCAUACAAAUCCUUACAGGACACCGUGAGCAACCAAUCCUGUGUGAUAUCGGGAGAGAGUGGCGCUGGCAAGACCGAGACCACCAAGUUCAUCCUACAGUACCUAUGCUCGGUUACUAGCAACGUCGAUACGUGGGUGGAACAGCAAAUUCUAGAGGCCAAUACCAUUCUCGAGGCAUUUGGCAACGCGAAAACUGUACGGAAUGACAACAGUUCGCGCUUUGGCAAGUUUAUGCAAGUGUGUUUCGACAACAAGUGGAUGAUCAAGGGAUGUAUCAUCCAAGACUACCUGCUGGAGCAGAGUCGUAUCACCUUUCAGAGCCCCGGGGAACGCAAUUACCACGUGUUCUAUCAGCUGGUCGAGGCCGGCACGAGGGAUAAGGAAUUUGCGGAGCAAUAUAAGUUAAGGCCAGCCAGCCACUACAAAUAUCUCAAUCAGUCCGGCUGCGUGAAGAUCGACGGAAUUUCCGACUCUAAGAAGCUCGAUUCUCUCAGGCUCGCCUUUAAUGUGCUUCAGAUCGCGCCGGAAAUGUGCGAAGGCAUCUUCCGAGUUCUAUCGGCCAUCCUGUGGCUCGGAAACUUGAGCUUCGAGGACGUCGAUGGCGAAAGAUGCGAGUUAUUGAAGGAGGACGGGAAUAUAGUCGACACGGUUGCGCCGCUGUUGGGUCUUCAGGUGGAGGAUCUCACCAAGGUGGUGCUGAUACGACAGAUAAACGUUCGUGGUAAUAUCACGGAGAUUCCACUGAAGGUGCAAGAGGCCAGGGAGAAUAGGCACGCGAUGGCAAAAGCACUCUACUCUCGUACUUUCGCUUGGCUUAUCAACCACAUCAACAACUGCACGAACCCAGGUCAGGAUAUCUCGCGGUUCCUUGGGGUUCUCGAUAUCUUCGGAUUCGAGAAUUUUACGCUGAAUAGCUUUGAGCAACUCUGCAUCAACUACACGAACGAGAAGCUGCACAAGUUUUUCAAUCACUACGUCUUUGCAUUGGAGCAGGAACUCUAUCAUCAAGAAGAGAUUCAGUACUCCCACAUCACUUUCACUGAUAACACUAUGUGCCUGGAGCUAAUUGAGAAGCCUCCGCGAUGUGUUCUUAAGUUACUUACCGAGCAGUGCCAUAUGCCGAAAGGCUCGGAUCUAGCUUAUCUGACAAACCUGCACGCUGAAUUUGAGAGCCAUCCGUGUUACGUAAAGGGAGACGAUCGACGGAAAUGGGAGAAGGAAUUUGGGGUCAAGCAUUACGCCGGUUGCGUGACAUAUACUGUCGAAGGUUUCGUCGACAAGAAUCGGGAUGUACAGCAGGACGUAUUCUUCGACUUCAUGUCCAGGAGUACAAAUGAGUUUGUACAAGAGAUCAGUGUUUAUCAGGAUCUAUUGGGAUGUACCGUCGCGCGUGCAACCGGCGGCACAACUACUACGAUGUCGCGAGGAACGUCCAAGGGCAAGCCGACCCUCUGCGACUCAUUCCGGCAUCAGUUGCAAGCUCUAGUAGAUGUUUUACAGGGGACGACGCCGUGGUACGCGCGCUGUAUCAAACCGAACAUGGAAAAAAUGGCCAAUCACUACGAUGAGAAGCUCGUUAUGGACCAACUCAAAUAUCUUGGUAUGCUCGAUAUCAUACGCAUACGCAAGGAGGGCUUCCCAAUACACAUGUCGUUCCAUGAUUUCGUUGCGAGAUAUCGUUGUCUGGAUAAAAGCCGAUCCUCACUUUCCUCUAACGAGAAGGAGGCGGUUAGAUGUCUGAUUAGUAAACAAGGUAUACCGCAAACUGAAUGGCAAAUUGGCCGGACAAAGGUGUUUUUGCGAAGCUACGUGCACGAGCCUCUGGAGGAUUCCAGAAACCAGGUAAUAAUGAAGAAUGCCAUUGUGAUACAGAAGAUUUGGCGAGGAUACAUUAAACGACGAGAGUAUAGACGUAUAAGGGAGGCGACACUGAAGGUGCAGCAUGCAUAUCGUGGUUGGAAGUUACGAAUAAUGUUCAUCAGGAAACGCAGGGCAGCUAUAGUAAUUCAGAGUCAUUUGCGAGGUGUCUUUGCGAGGGAAGUAGCCGCAGCUCUACGAGAAAUGCGACGAGUCGAUGAGGAGAUGAGAAAAAGGGAACGGUUGGAAGAGGAACGAAGAAUGAUGGAGGAUAAGAAGGCGUUGGAAGAGAGCCAAAGCGCGCAGUAUGAUGGUAUUGCCGAGAUGGAAUCUGGAAAAGUGCAAGAAGAAAUCGACGCGUUGUCACAGAUGGCCGAGCAAAUGAACUCGAAGAUAGCUGUCACGGAUUUGCAAUCGGUGGAUCUUGACAAUCUGUUUUCCUUCCUAUCUGACGUACAAUCAACUAAAAGUAAUCAGAUUAUCGAGGAAAUCGGGGAACAGAUGGACGAAUUGGUGGAGGACCUUGACGUAGAAUUAGAAAAUGUUAUUCAACAAGAGAUGGAAUUGAAUGCCAAGGCCGAGUCGAAGGUCGCUUCUCCCAUGAAUGGGCAGGAAGUACAGUCUCCGCAACAGCAACAGCGAAUGCCGUGCUCGAAUAACUUGAGUAGUAGCAAACUUGGUCAACCAAGUCUUCCGGAACCCACGGAACCACCACCGCCGCCACCACCUCCGGCGCCACCUUUAAUUGUGAAUGGCGAGUCAUCAGAUGACAACGGCGAGCCAAUUUACGAGUCAGUGUUGCCGCGAGAAGCGAAUGAUUCUGACAUUCCAAUUCAUAAUGGCGGCAGUCCGAGCCAGAUGAUGAACGGUGAGACUUGCGGAUCGCCACCACCGCCUCCACCCAGUGGUAAGAUAACCAAAGAAAUCGCUGCUAGUCCGCCAUCUAGGCCAGAGUCCAGGAGUUCCGGUCAUCAUCAUCCGGCUCACCAUCAUCAUCAUCAUCAGACGAUACCCCAGGCGCAACAGAACGGCCAUGAUCAGCUGCAGCCACAAUCGCAGACAGUACAGCAACUGCCGGUGGAACGUGAGCAGCGGCGCAAGACUCGUGUGGAGCGGAAACUGCAAGAGCUUGAAGACAAGAAGGAGCAGGAGAACGAGGUGACCUACCACGACAUUGUAGAGUUUGCGCAGAAUUAUUUUAACAGUCAUGAACGUUCGCCGGAGGGUACCAUAAUGGCUACGUUAACGAGGAAAUCGCGCGGGAAAAGUAUCGAGUUCAUUCCGAAGUACGAGAUGGUCACAUACUACAAAGGAUCGAGUAUUCCGAACUCGCAUAUUCAUAUGUAUGAUCCCGACAAUGUGAAUGUUGCUUGUUCCGUGUUCAGGGAUUUGUGUAAGUAUAUUCGCGGUGAAAUGAAGUUGGAUCAAGAAAUAGUCACGAUUCAGAGUAUCAUCGCUUAUGGGAUCGAGCGGGAAGAGUUAAGAGAUGAAAUCUUUGUGCAAUGUAUGCGUCAAGCGACGAAUAAUCCCAACGCUGAGUGGUCAGAACGCGUGUGGCUGCUAUUGUGCUUGGCGAUCGUCGCCUUCCAACCGAGCAAGCUACUUUACAAGUAUUUUGUCUCCUUCCUGAAAAAGAAUCUUGCUCUCGAAGGCAAGCUGAGACAGUAUGUGCAGUGGUGCGUAGAUAAUUGCAAGAACACCAAGGUAUCUUGCAGGCAACAUCCACCAUCUACGGUGGAAAUCGCUGCUAUGAGACGAUUGGGCACCAUAGUAUGCAGGUUCUUUUUCUUGGACGGAAGAACGAAGGCGAUCGACGUGCAUCCGAUUGAUACAGCUGCUGAUGCUGUCGCCAAAUUAGGAGAAAAGUUGGGUCUUCGAUCGCUAGAAGGUUGGGCCAUUUAUCAAAGCAGACCAGAUGGAGAGGAGCACGUGCGAGCUCACGAUUAUUUGUACGACGUGAUUGCUGCAUGGGAAAUGAAACAAUGCAAAUUGAAUACGGCACAGUCGACGUUUUCGACACUACGACGCGGUAACAAUACUACUUUAGGCAGCGGCGAUAAUCGUUUCGUCUUCAAACGAAGGUUAUUCCGUAAUCCAAGGGAGAUCUCGCAGGAUCCCGUAGAAGUUAAUAUGCUAUACGCGCAAGCGGUCUACAAUGUCGUAAAGUGCGAUGAUUUUCCGGUGUCCGAGAAAGUGGCAUUGCAAUUGGCAGGAUUGCAAGCACAAGUGUCCCUCGGCGAUCCCAAGGAUAAUGAUAGACUAGAUUAUUACAGCGAAGUGGAUAGCUUCCUACCCUACAGAAUCAGUCGGGCUCGUGGCGACGAUGUUUGGGUGCCGAUUAUAGCGCAAGCACACCGACAAUAUGGUGCCGGACGCAAAGAGCUCGCUGCCAAAGUUCUGUAUCUAUCCUGCGUGAUGCAGUAUCCACUUUAUGGCACAACGAUGUUCAAUGUAACUUACCGCGGAUACUGGUCUUAUGGCAACCAGUUGAUUCUCGGCAUCAACUGUGACGGUCUGAUGUUAAUCAAGCCGGAUGAUAAAUUCGUUCUGUCCGAGUAUCGUUAUCAGGAUGUCGAAAGCAUUAUGUUAGAUCCGAGCGAUUCAUUCAUCACACUCUCGUUGUUGCGACAUAAUCCCGAUAGUUCGCACAAGUGUUUCGUUUUCGAGACGCCACAAAAAAACGAGAUUGGUAGUCUGAUUGUCAGUUACUGUUCGGCACUGGCGGGUUGGAUCACAGAGAAUGAGGUACCCACGAAGAAACUCAAGUGUAUUACUAACGAAGAUCGCAUCCGACUUUAUCACAAUCUAAUCAAUUGUCGGCGAACUCUAGUCGAUUCGGAGAUUCUUAGAAAACCGCAGGAUUCCGGUGGUGGUUUUCUUCGGAAUACACUUAGAAGAUUAUCGAAGCAUCGAAUAGAAAAGCUCAGGCAGGAACAUGGAAGUGCCGAUCACGGCGAGACUUACAAAGGUUUCCCGUAUGCUUACUGGGCUUUCAGCAGGCAACAGAUACCGCAAAGUCUAUCGAAACUGCCUGAUCCCGAUGAACAAGUGUCUCUAAAUAUCUUCCAGUUAAUUUUGACGUAUGCGGGACUUGGGCAAAACGGAGACACAGUACGUAGAGUCGAGGAUGAGCACGUGAAUCUUAUACAAACCGUAAUGGAACGUUGUAUACGAAAAGAAAAUCUACUGGGUGAAUUAUACCUCCAAUUGAUCAAGCAAACCACUGAUCAUCCAGAUCCCAAUAAUCGUGUCAAUCUGCGACACUGGGCAUUGCUCUCGCUCGCGUGUUCUGUAAUCCUACCGCCUCAAAAGACGAUACGCAAAUACUUGAUAGCACACUUAAAACGAUGCGCUAGCGAUUAUGUCACCGAGGAGGGUAAGUAUGCGAGGUUUGCAGAAAAGUGCCUUUACAAGACUCAGGGCACUCGCAGGCGGCAGUGGCCACCGAGUCGCGAGGAGAUUAUGUGCACUAUCAAUCGCCGGCCGAUCUAUGCCAGAUUCCAUUUCAUGGACGGUCAAUAUCAUGCCGUCGAAUUUCAUCCAUCCGCAACCGCUAGGGACGUCAUGGAGAUCAUAAAGACAAAGAUAGGACUUGAGGAGACUGCUAUGGGUUAUGCAAUUUAUGAGGUGUUGGGACCGACUGAACGAUCGCUGAUUCCCGAGGAGAAGAUAGCUGAUGUUAUGUCUAAGUGGGAACGAUACAGGACGUCGCAGCAGAGUCAACAUCAACGCAAGCAUGCGCAUCACCUUUUCCUGUUCAAGAAACAUUUGUUCUUAGAUCAAUACAUGAAUUUAGACGAUCCUGUCGAAAAGGAAUUAUUGUAUCAUCAAGUGUUACACGAUUUACGAGCCGAUCGGUUUCCUAUCACCGAAAAAGAAGCUAUGAUGCUGUCGGCUUUACAAGCGCAGUUGGAAUUGGGCGAUUGUCAAGAGAUCAUAUCGGAACCGGAUUAUCGAACAAUAUCGAGUCACUGCCUAUCAUCGAGACUGGUGCCGUGCCUGUGUGUGGAUGGUGUGCGCCAACAUCAUCAAUCUCUACGUGGAAUGACACCGCCGGAGGCGAAAAAAGCUUUCUUAAAUCUGAUCCAGUCGUGGCCGUUGCAUCGCGCAACAAUCUUCGAUGUGAUGCAAUCGUUUACUUCGAAUUGGCCUCGCGUCCUCUGGCUGGCCGUUGACCAGCAGGGUCUUCAUCUCUUAGAACACCGUUCCAGAAACGCGUUGUGUACUUAUGAAUAUAGCAGUAUUUUAAGCUAUACGCCUGCCGUUAAUUGCUUGAUGAUUAUUACUGGUACGGAUAAGAAGCAGAGCAAGGUUAUCCUCACUACGUCGCAGGCUCAUCAAAUAGCGAAUCUAAUCCGUGAGUAUAUGGAAGUGCUUCAGUCACCGCCGGAAAUUCCGAGGCGGGACUCGACAAUGGCUCAACAGUUGGCUGCCCAACAGCAACAGCAGCAACAACAACAACAACAGCAUCAGCAACCGCCUACGAGCUUAUCGACGUCUGCGGCCGGCGGUCGAAAAUCUCGGCCCGCUUCGAUGUUACAUAGAGGUGCUCCGGUAAUACAAUCGCAAGCUAGUUAGAAUGGCUAGGUAACCUUCUCGUUAAAUUUAAAAAGUUUCCUUUCAAUCUGCUACUUAUCGAGUUUUUAUUGUUAAUCACCGCACGUUCCAUUACCAAGUGCCAUAAAUUCAA
Molecule: messenger RNA, 6796 nt
Organism: Atta colombica
Lineage: Eukaryota; Metazoa; Arthropoda; Insecta; Hymenoptera; Formicidae
Gene: Myo81F
Product: myosin-I heavy chain
Exons: 15
Coding region: 37-6684 (2215 amino acids)
Biological process (GO): signal transduction
Cellular component (GO): cytoskeleton; myosin complex
Molecular function (GO): protein binding; ATP binding; cytoskeletal motor activity
Source: RefSeq, a predicted model, not a curated record